GGCUGGUGAAUCCAGCAGUGCACCAUCAGCCCGCCAACUGGAGGAACGCGUUGACCACGUAGUGGCAAUGCUAGGAGACAUCAGUGCCUUCGCAGAGCCGACCACCAUCAGCCAGCGGUUCGAUGUGCUGGACACCAAGAUCAGUCAGCAACAGCAGACUGACCACAGCCACAACAACAGCUCGGCGAGGCCUUACAAGAUGCCGACGUUCCGGAUCGAAAAAUUUGAUGACUACACACAUCAAGACCCGGUAGUCUGGUGGCAAGGAUUUACAACAGAGUUGGGGAUUCACGAGGUUCCCGACCAUCUGUUCAUCAACACCAAGGGAGGAUGUCAAGUCUGGCUCAGCCACAUGGCAACCAUCCAUGGCGUCCAGGUUUCGGACCUGUACAAGAAGGUCUCCUGGGAGGAUAUGACAAAGGAAUGGAAGACGCGGUUCAUCGUCGACGACGCCCCGACACUCGCCAUCAACCGCAUCUUCACGAUGGCUCAAGGAAGCACACCGACACGUGACUGGCUCACGGAUUGGCAGAAGAUCGUGGCCACGCCUGAUCUGGACUUGCUAUUUCCUCAUCUGCGUCGUGAGUUUUACAACAGGUCAUGCGCCGCUCUCAGCCUCGCACUGGGUGAUCGCGAGCAGUACAACACUUUCGCAGAGAUCAUCAACAAGGCGAGAGAGAUCAUCAAGACCAACAGGCCGGCUGCACACGAGAAGUCAACAUGGCAGCCGACCUAUGAGGAGAAGGUAAAGACUGGUCCGCGGCCGCAGCAUGUCGCUGCAGUCCAAUCGGACAGUGGAGAAGACCCGGCAGCCGCCCAAGCAUCACGUGAGGGAGAUCAGGUGGCUGUUGUCCAGCCGCGAAGCAACAACAAGUCCCGAGGUAAUGGGAAGGCGAAAUCAGCAUCGCAAGCCGGAAACGGACAGCCAGCACCAUGGGUCAAGUUCGGCUUGACCGAGACGGAGUACAAGUACUGCGGCCGCAACGGGUGCUGUUACUGGUGCAACAACGCCAAGCACAAGACCUCCCUUUGCCAGAUUUGGCCAGGAGGAUGUGCGGCCUCGUCUUARCUCGGGAAACUGAGUUCCGCGGGAGGUGAGGCGACUCCACCUCCCACUCCACCAGAUUCGGCCGCCUUGCUAGCGGCCUCCUACACAUCUGGGGAGGAUGCAAAUGUCGUAAGUUCUCGAUAUACUUACGAGGACUAUGCUGUCCACUUGGUCCCACCGUUGGACCAACCGMUCCACGUGCAACAAUCCAUCGCAUGCACGGCUUCACCACCAUCGRCAACCGAUUCGGCAGCUUCGCCGCUAUCUAUCGCCGGGGAUUCAUCGUCAUGGUCAAGACUUGAGGUGCUCGACCCACUGACGUUCACGGACUUCCAGUGGAUGUCCGUUCCCCCGACCGGUCGAUUGCCGAAACCGCAUUGCAACGUGCUCAUGGCACAAUUGCGGGAUUACUUGCACACUGCAAUACCGACUCCGUUGAUGGACGCCGGAGUAGAGGUUGUCGACCUUCACGCUUACAUUGUGAAGAUCGACCGCGAGUUCAAGACGCAACAGUACGACGACAUCGACGCACCAUUGCUGUACGUACGCAUUCAGAUCGGACAGGCGACCUGCAGCGCUUUGAUCGAUUGCAGAGCGACUCGCAACUACAUGAGUCAGGACUUCAUGGUACGCGCCGGCCUUGGCCCACGAGUCCGAAGGAAGUCCCAGCCCACGCAAGUCACGUUGGCCGACGGUCACACGCACAAGUCAAUCGACCGGUGCAUUGAUGACGUCCCAGUGUACUUUGCCCCUCACGCAAGUGAGCCGGUGUCCUUUGACAUUCUGGACACCAAAUUCGACAUGAUCUUGGGCAUGUAAUGGCUGCGAAGCGAGGACCACCCGGUGAACUUCUACCGCCGCACCAUUCACGUCCGUGAUCGGAACGG
Molecule: messenger RNA, 1935 nt
Organism: Chara braunii
Lineage: Eukaryota; Viridiplantae; Streptophyta; Charophyceae; Charales; Characeae
Source: the annotation of a GenBank genome assembly